Panthera uncia (snow leopard) is the source of this 2903-nucleotide messenger RNA. It is a transcript of the gene CARM1, whose product is annotated as coactivator associated arginine methyltransferase 1. Lineage: Eukaryota; Metazoa; Chordata; Mammalia; Carnivora; Felidae. Gene Ontology annotation, molecular function: protein-arginine N-methyltransferase activity. The record is from RefSeq and is a predicted model, not a curated record. Gene Ontology annotation, biological process: peptidyl-arginine methylation. The transcript is spliced from 16 exons. The annotation marks the transcript as partial.
GCGGCGGCGGCGGGGCCGGGCGCGGGCGGCGCGGGGACGGCGGUCCCGAGCGGCGCGGGGCCCUGCGCGGCCGUGUCCGUGUUCCCCGGCGCCCGCCUCCUCACCAUCGGCGACGCGAACGGCGAGAUCCAGCGGCACGCGGAGCAGCAGGCGCUGCGCCUCGAGGUGCGCGCCGGCCCGGACGCGGCGGGCAUCGCCCUCUACAGCCACGAAGAUGUGUGUGUGUUUAAGUGCUCGGUGUCCCGAGAGACAGAGUGCAGCCGCGUGGGCAAGCAGUCCUUCAUAAUCACCCUGGGCUGCAACAGCGUCCUCAUCCAGUUCGCCACUCCCAAUGACUUCUGUUCCUUCUAUAACAUCCUGAAAACCUGUCGGGGCCACACCCUGGAGCGGUCGGUGUUCAGCGAGCGCACAGAGGAGUCCUCCGCCGUGCAGUAUUUCCAGUUUUACGGCUACCUGUCCCAGCAGCAGAACAUGAUGCAGGACUACGUGCGGACGGGCACCUACCAGCGCGCCAUCCUGCAGAACCACACGGACUUCAAGGACAAGAUCGUUCUGGACGUGGGCUGUGGCUCUGGCAUCCUCUCGUUUUUCGCCGCCCAGGCCGGGGCGAGGAAGAUCUACGCGGUGGAGGCCAGCACCAUGGCCCAGCACGCAGAGGUCUUGGUGAAGAGUAACAACCUCACUGAGCGCAUCGUGGUCAUCCCCGGGAAGGUGGAGGAAGUCUCGCUCCCCGAGCAGGUGGACAUCAUCAUCUCGGAGCCCAUGGGCUACAUGCUCUUCAACGAGCGCAUGCUCGAGAGCUACCUCCACGCCAAGAAAUACCUGAGGCCGGGGGGAAACAUGUUCCCCACCAUUGGUGACGUCCAUCUGGCACCCUUCACGGAUGAACAGCUCUACAUGGAGCAGUUCACCAAGGCCAACUUCUGGUACCAGCCGUCUUUCCAUGGAGUGGACCUGUCAGCCCUCCGAGGCGCUGCAGUGGACGAGUAUUUCCGGCAGCCUGUGGUGGAUACGUUUGACAUCCGGAUCCUGAUGGCCAAGUCUGUCAAGUACACGGUGAACUUCUUAGAAGCCAAAGAAGGAGAUUUGCACAGGAUAGAAAUCCCAUUCAAGUUCCACAUGCUGCAUUCCGGGCUAGUUCACGGUCUGGCUUUCUGGUUCGAUGUCGCCUUCAUCGGCUCCAUAAUGACGGUGUGGCUGUCCACGGCCCCGACGGAGCCCCUGACCCACUGGUACCAGGUCCGGUGCCUGUUCCAGUCACCACUGUUCGCCAAGGCCGGGGACACGCUCUCAGGGACAUGUCUGCUUAUUGCCAACAAAAGACAGAGCUAUGACAUCAGUAUUGUGGCCCAGGUAGACCAGACGGGCUCCAAGUCCAGUAACCUCCUGGAUCUGAAAAACCCCUUCUUCAGAUACACAGGCACGACGCCCUCGCCCCCACCCGGCUCCCACUACACGUCCCCCUCGGAGAACAUGUGGAACACGGGCAGCACCUACAACCUCAGCAGCGGGAUGGCCGUGGCUGGGAUGCCGACCGCCUACGACCUGAGCAGUGUUAUUGCCGGCGGCUCCAGCGUGGGCCACAACAACCUGAUUCCUUUAGCCAACACGGGGAUUGUCAAUCACACCCACUCCCGGAUGGGCUCCAUAAUGAGCACGGGGAUUGUCCAAGGGUCCUCCGGCGCCCAGGGCGGCGGCGGCGGCGGCUCCAGUGCCCACUACGCGGUCAACAGCCAGUUCACCAUGGGCGGCCCCGCCAUCUCGAUGGCCUCGCCCAUGUCCAUCCCGACCAACACCAUGCACUACGGGAGCUAGGCCCCUCCAGCGUGGAACAGACUGACAGCACCAGGAAACCAAAUGAAGACCCUGCCCACCCACCCCCCUGCCUGGGCGGCUUUCACCCCUGUACCGGAGAAGCCCAAACACCCGGUCACAGCCCUCUUUGCUAUGGGAACUCGGACACUUUUUUACACGACAUCGCCGCCGCCGCCCCCACUCCACCGCCCACCCACAUCUUGGCCCCGAGCGUGUGUCGCUGCCGUAUUUUACACGAGAUCAUGUCGUGGGAGCCCCGUUUCCCCCUCCUGCCCUCCACCCUGACCUGGGUUUGACAUCCUCCGUAACAGGCGUGUCCGGGCCUGACAGCUGCAGGCCUGGCGGGGAGGUCGGGGGAGCAGCUGUGCACCCCCCACCCCCCAACGGGUCCCUCGGCGCCGGCCCCCCCCCCCCCCCCCCCGCCUGUCUCCAGGGGGAAGGCGGUCCUGACUGGGCGGGGCCUCCCCUUCUACUACCAGGCCUUGGUCACAAUGGGCGUGACAUGCUGCUUUUUUUAAUUUUAUUUUUUUACGAGAAGAACCAGUGUCAAUCCACAGACCCUCUGAGAAACCAGGCCGGCCGGGCCGAGCCAGCAGCCCCUCUCCCCCACUCAGAGGCUCAGUGGUGAGGGGCAGCCCUGCCGAGUCUUCGGGACAGGGGUGGGGCCAGGCCUCUGGAGACCCGAGGCCCCCUCCCACCAAAGGGUUCACCUCACACUUGAAUGUACAACCCACCCCGGCUGUCGGGAAGGCCCUCCGUCCUCGGCCCCUGCCUCUUGCUGCUGUCCUGUCCCCGAGCCCCUGCAGGUCCCCUCCCCCACCCCUGCCGAGAGCCAGAGCAGGUGGCCCCGUGGGCCCCAGGCCUGGAGGAAAGGGCCACCGUCAGCCGCUCGGGGCAGACCUGAGACACCUCGAGGCUCGGCCGUGGAAGGCGUCCUUUUCCCUUGUAGCUCACAUUAGGCCUGUGUGUUUCCCCCCACAUUUGUAGACGCUCCAGUCCCUCUUACUAUGAUGGCAUUGUGGUCCCUCCCUAGCCUGGGAAGGGGCCUUGCAGGGACCUCCCCCCACCCCCCCACCCCCCAAAAAACA